This is a messenger RNA of Enterobius vermicularis (human pinworm), 1191 nucleotides long. NCBI's taxonomy places the organism in Eukaryota, Metazoa, Nematoda, Chromadorea, Rhabditida, Oxyuridae. The record is from the annotation of a GenBank genome assembly.
AUGAUUACUUUAAUAUUUUUUCUUCACUCCAUUUGUUUCCACCAAUUCCACGUUUAUUCUUUACCACUUACUGAACGGCCAUUAAAACAACCUUCUGUUUCGCCGCUUUUCAAGGCCCAGAACAGUAAUAUUGAUGAAGAAGCUUCCUUAGCAACAAAUACUGUUACUGGACUGACACACGGUGGACACCAGAAGGUCGAACAAGAACAUAAAGUACAAGGGACCAAGAAGUCGUACAGUGAAGAAUAUGCGGUUACUUCGGAGUACAUUGUCAAUAAAAAUAUUGGCCCGCAAAGUUCGACUGUUUUAAAACCACAAAAAAGGAAAUCUUUAUUUCAAUUUAUGCCAGAACCCAAAGUUCACAAAUCGUAUUCCUCAACAAACACUGUAGACUUUGACCAAAAUUCUAAGGCAAGAACGAAGACUGAAGCAGAAAAAGAAUUUCGGAAGGAGGUGGUUAGUGGUUUGCCAGCGAGCGAUCAGAACUCAAAGAAUGCCAAAGCGAAGCAAAGUACAGACAAAAACUUUCACCGUGAGAAAGAACAGGGGAGCACUUUGAAGUCCGAAUAUGAAAAAAGGGUUUUGGAAAAGGUUGUUCCGAAGUCCAGAGCUAAAGAGGUAGUUCUCAAAGACUCUACUUCUAAGCCUGACAUUGAUCCUGGUUCUGCAGACACAGUUGCUCUCAAAACCAUUAAGGUCGAAGAUGACAAGCCUGCAACACGUUUCAUUCCAAAGACUGGACAACCAGAAAUGUUAGCAGAGAAACAACCGCAAACCGAAGAAGACUCUGAACUUCAAGUGAAUCAAAACACUGACGACGUCUUAACUGCUGGUAAUUUGGACGACUCUAAUGUUGCUGCUGGAAAAGGUGUUAAUGAAAUCAUGGUUCCAUCGGAGUUAGACAGCAGUGAAAUCAGAUUUCAAAGUUCUGCAGGCGGUGAAGCAAAACAGUUGGUCCCGUUGCCACCUAAAGUGACAGAGCCACAGUACGAGAAGCCCAAGAACGGAAUAGUUGAAACAUUUUUUAACAGCUUGAAAAUAACAGCUAAAUGCUUACACGGUUCUUGCAAUCAUGUUUUCAAACAAGGCAGUGAACAGGAAGUUUCUUCUAUUCGGGUUAUGAAGCCCCCAGAGCGUUCAGAAAUGGCUUUACCACCUCGUCAUCGCAGGAAGCAGCGUACACAAAACUCC